AUGGCGUCUACAGAUGAUGUGCGCAGGAAUCGCAUCGUUUCGCACAUGAACAAGGAACACACCAGGGAAAUCUCCUAUUACCUCCGCCAUUACGUUCGCCUUUCUGCCUCGGCCGCUACGUCGCCAGUCCUUAAAGACAUUGAACUAAAUGGAAUGACUAUCAAGUCUGACGACGGAAAGGAACACUUUGUCCCCUUCACGCCUCCCCUCGCUAGCUGGGCCGAAGUGAAGGACCGCAUUAUCGAAAUGGCCAACACGGCUCGCGAGGCACUGGGCCUCAGCGACGUCAUCAUCACAGCCUACACACCACCGGAGGGCUUUGGAAUUAUCGUCACCGGCGCUGUUCUAUUCUACUUCUUUUGCGAGGCGUCGUUGCCAUGGAUCCAGCCCGGCUCGCGUGCUUGGGAACUGUUGAACGAAAACUUUCCUGGCGGAGCCAGCUUCUUCCACUGGCUGGUCAACACCAUCUUCUGGCCUGUUGUUGGCAUCCAUGUUGUCGAGUGCUUCUUCUUUGACAAGAAGCUACAGAGACAUGGUGUUGAGAGAUUCUCUAGUCAGUGGUGGCUCUGGCUCAUCAACUGCUUCUUUGAGGGAUUCCCUGCUUUCAAGCGUGUGGAUGGGAUCGUGGCCCGCAAGCAGGACAAGAACGGCAAGACACAGUGA
Messenger RNA from Fusarium pseudograminearum CS3096, 663 nucleotides. RefSeq lists its product as uncharacterized. The record is from RefSeq and is a predicted model, not a curated record. Bases 1 to 663 code for a protein of 220 amino acids. Lineage: Eukaryota; Fungi; Ascomycota; Sordariomycetes; Hypocreales; Nectriaceae. The transcript has a single exon.